Globicephala melas (long-finned pilot whale) is the source of this 5124-nucleotide messenger RNA. RefSeq names its product transmembrane protein 161A (gene TMEM161A). The record is from RefSeq and is a predicted model, not a curated record. NCBI's taxonomy places the organism in Eukaryota, Metazoa, Chordata, Mammalia, Artiodactyla, Delphinidae.
AUGCGAGAGACUCCUUGUCCUCCUGAUUUGCCCCCCGGCUCCAAGCCUGACGAUUGGUUAGGUGGGCUGCUUGUCAGACCAAAGUCUGGUUUUGAUUGGUCGAGUUCCGAGCGGGGCUCCGAGCUCCAGGCCCAUGGGUCCCGGCACAGCGCUCCAGCAGGCAACAUGGCUGUCCUUGGAGUGCAGCUGGUGGUGACGUUGCUCACCGCCACCCUCAUGCAUAGGCUUGCGCCUCACUGCUCCUUCGCGCGCUGGCUGCUCUGCAAUGGCAGUCUCUUCCGAUACAAGCACCCAUCCGAGGAAGAGCUUCGGGCCCUGGCGGGGAAGCAGAGGCCCAGAGGCAGGAAGGAGCGGUGGGCCAAUGGCUAUAGUGAGGAGAAGCCGUUAUCCGUGCCCCGUGACACCCCUUUCCAGCUAGAGACCUGUCCCCUCACAGCCGUUGAUGCCCUCGUCCUGCGCUUCUUCCUGGAGUACCAGUGGUUUGUGGACUUCGCGGUGUACUCGGGUGGCGUGUACCUCUUCACAGAGGCCUACUACUAUGUGCUGGGCCCGGCCAAGGAGACCAACAUCGCUGUGUUCUGGUGCCUGCUCACCAUCGCCUUCUCUAUCAAGGUGUUCCUGACCGUGACCCGGCUGUACUUCAGUGCAGAGGAGGGGGGCGAGCGCUCAGUCUGCCUCACCUUCGCGUUCCUCUUCCUCCUCCUGGCCAUGUUGGUGCAGGUGGUGCCGGAGGAGACCCUUGAGCUGGGCCUGGAGCCAGGCCUGGCCAGUAUGACCCAGAACUUGGAGCCACUUCUGAAGACACAGGGCUGGGACUGGGCUCUUCCUUUGGUCAAGCUGGCCAUCCGCGUGGGGCUGGCAGCAGUGGGCUCCAUGCUGGGUGCCUUCCUCACCUUCCCAGGCCUGCGGCUGGCCCAGACCCACCAUGAUGCACUGACCAUGUCGGAAGACCGGCCCAUGCUGCAGUUCCUUCUGCACACCAGCUUCCUGUCCCCCCUGUUUGUCCUGUGGCUCUGGACCAAGCCCAUGGCGCGGGACUUCCUGCACCAGGCUCCCUUUGGGAGCACGUCCUCUUCUCUGCUGUCCGACUCGGCCUUCGACUCGCUGCGUCUCUGGAUGCUGGUGGCACUGUGCCUGCUGCGGCUGGCGGUGACCCGGCCCCACCUGCAGGCCUACCUGUGCCUGGCCAAGGCUCGAGUGGAGCAGCUGCGGCGGGAGGCCGGCCGCAUCGAGGCCCGAGAGAUCCAACGGCGGGUGGUGCGGGUGUACUGCUACGUGACAGUUGUGAGCCUGCAGUACCUGACUCCUCUCAUCCUCACACUCAACUGCACGCUGCUGCUCAAGACGCUGGGCGGCUACUCCUGGGGCCUGGGUCCCGUCCCCCCGCUGUCCCCCACCCCGUCCUCAGCCCUCGAUGGCCCAGUCGGCCCCGAGGAGGACGAGGCCCGGCAGACCGUGGCCCUGAUCGCCGGGGUCCUGGGCAGCCUGCUCACGCCACUCUUCCUCCGCGGCGUCCUCGCCUUCCUCAUCUGGUGGAUCGCCACCUGCCAAUUGCUCUCCAGCCUCUUCGGCCUGUACUUCCACCAGCAUCUGGCGGGCUCCUAGCCCGCCUGCAGACACUCCUGCAGCCCCAAGGUCUGGUCCUGGGCCAGCGGGGCGCGGGCCACCCCCUCAGUGUCCCCAGGUGCAAUGUGGUCCUGGGAGUCCCAGAUGCGUCCGCUGUGCCAGUCCCCUUCACUGCAUGCCUGAGCCAUGGCCACGCCUUGGACCCUCAGCUUCUGCCUAGAAACUGAUUCCCCAGGCCCAGCGGCAGAGGGUCCCACGGCCAGCCAUUGUUCCCAGAUUGCAUGUGCCCAGUUUGACUGCAGUGGAGGUGGGCGUGGGGGUGGGAGGGGGCACUCUUCUGAACAAAUAAAGGAGCAAGCCAAUUUUUAAAAAAAUUAAUUUAUUUAUUUUGGGCUGCUUUCGUUCUUUGUUACUGCGCACGGGCUUUCUCCAGUUGUGGCGAGAAGGGGCUACUCUUGGUUGUGGUGUGUGGGCUUCUCAUUGUGGUGGUUUCUCUUGUUGCAGAGCAUGGGCUCUAGGCACGCGGGCUUCAGUAGUUGUGGCUCACGGGCUCUAGAGUGCAGGCUCAAUAGUUGUGUCACACGGACUUAGUUGCUCUGCGGCAUGUGGGAUCUUCUGGGACCAGGGCUCGAACCGGUGUCCCCUGUAUUGGCAGGCGGAUUCUUCAUCACUGCGCCACCAGGAAAGCCCGAGCAAGCUGCUUUUUACAAAAAGGAUCCAGACGGUUUGGGAAGGGGCUUUCUGCAUGCUGUCAGGUUAAGUGGUGCAGGCUGGGUGGGGAGUCUGGGGCUUCAGUGCUGAAAGAAGGGAAUGAUGGAGGGACAGCAUAGCAAAGGCCUGGGAGGAAGAAACAAAGAGAGAAUGAAAGGGGGUGAGAAGAAAUGGACCAAGUGUGAGAAAUGGGGGGAGAGGGAGGUGGGUGAGCCCAUGGUACUGGGCAGGGGGCCAUGGGGGAUACCGCCCUCCUCCACAAGUACAGGGGGACUGCCUUCUUAUCAAGGUCACACACAGCAAAUGGGCACAUUGUUGAGGCCGUGGUGACCCAGGAGAAGGAGGACGAGGGUCCAUCACCAACUGGCAUUUUCCUGUAGCUGUGGCCAUGCAGUGGGAAACCCAUGUGCGUGCACGUGUGUAUUCUAAUGUACGUGUUGUUAAAAUCCAACAGUACAUUUUAAAGAUCUUAUUGGCUUUAUAUAACAAUUCAUGAAUCGGGCUGCAUCCAAUCCAGCAGAUAGAAAGGAGUUCCGAGGAGCUGUAUAAAAGACUUUUGUAAGGCAGAAGGGAGUGGGAACAAGGAAGUUAUAUUAGCGAAAAGUGGACUUGUGGCAAGGUCCCUUUCCUUUAGGGGAUGGCAGCUGUCUAUCAGGUAGAUCACCUCACUCGUGCUGAUCAGGCAAUUUCUGAUUGACUGGUUUCAGAGUCCAUUUCUGGACGAGCUGAAACUGUAAGUCUCGGUUUGGUGACAUAAGCCUUAGCGUAAGUGACUCCAUUUUGAGCCCGUCUUGUUUUUUUCACAAUGUAAGCUAUGUAAUCUUUUAGCACAUGUAAAAUGUACAUUAAGAAUAAAAAUGACAAGGUGGGACUAACCUGGUGGUCCAGUGGUAAAGAAUCUGCCUACCAAUGCAGGGGACGUGAGUUCAAUCCCCGGUCGGGGGAACUAAGAUCCCGCAUGCUGCGGGGCAACUAAAUCUGCACGCCACAACUACUGAGCUCACGCGCCUCAACUAGAGAGCCGGCGUGCUGCAAACAACAGAGCCCACGUGCCCUGGAGCCUGCAGGCCACAACUAGAGAGAAGCCCACGCACUGCAACGAAGAGCCCGCGUGCUGCAGUGAAAGAUCCUGCAUGCCUCAACAAGAUACAGAGUGCUGCAACUAGGACCCGAUGCAGCCAAACAAAUAAAUUAAUAAAUAAAUAUUAAAAAAAAAAAAGACUAAAGAAGACAAAGCAAAGCCAUUUCCCUCACCAGGGUGGAAGCCAAGGGCCUAAGUGAUGGUGUGGGACCCAGCAUAGCUGCCCAGCCAACGUGGCGAGUGUGACCCACCUCGGGGCCUUGCACUUUGCUGCAGGCUCCCUCACCUGUGUGUGUCACCUGAGGGGAGAAGCGCCCUCACCAACCUCUCCUCCCAAGCCCAGCUGCCCCACUGAUUUGCUACACAUCUCGUACAAGAACAAGCAACAGGGAGCAUGAUUUCACUUAGGGAAGUGAGGUUAUAACCAGACACCCGAAGAAAGUGCUGACAUGUGGGGCGGGGGGAGCUGGGAAUGCUGUUGUCCUGGCCCCUAGACGGGUGUUUGACUUUUGAAACUCUGUGCUUCUGUUGCAUGGAUAAAAAUGAAAAGUGUGUUAAACACAAGGCUUAAAGCGAACUAAAUGCAUCCUCUCAUGUUGAUCCUUCUCAAAACGCUAGUAAAAGUAUAGAGGCUACAGAACAUUCCGAAGGUGGGAAUUAAGAGAGGAGCCACAAUUGACUGCCUGGUCCAUGGAAGGCAAACACAAAGCCCAGCCAGAUUUACCUGUAGAACCUUCCAUAGGCACUGAGUGCACCAGGUCCCACUGGGCUGGGCUGAAGAUGGCAGUGGAUUAUGGAGGCCUCUGGUGUGGAAGCUGUUUGGGAAGUUCAGGUACUUGUGUCCCUCCCACAGUACCACUGGGCAGCCAGAAGGAGGGAAGCCAGGCUUGGUAGGGGGUGUGGUGGCAAAUGGGGUUAAGUGAGUACACAUAAAGCUAAAUGGAGAGAGCCACUAUCCUUACCCUGUGUGCAGAUUACAGAAUCUUCCAGGCAUGAGACUGAAGACUCCUGGGGAAUCCAAAUGGCCAAAGAAGAAAGAGCUAAAGACACUGGCACAUGGAGUUCUCAUCAGCCGCCAGUUGAGCUGUGUCCCCCAACCCAGUGCUUCCUGAGUACCACAUGGUCCAUCCCGACUGACGUCCCCAAAGGGACAAGUGUGUCCCUUUGUGCACAGGAUCUCUCUGGAAGGAGACACAAGAAGCUGGUAAUGGGAGACAUCCCGCAAAGGGAACUGGGAGGUAGACCUACUUUUCAUGGUAAACUCUGUGCAGUUUGCACUUUCUAGCCAAUCAUUUAACAGUCCAAACAGCAAUUACAUUAAAAAAAAAGUUUAUUCAAAAAUCUGUCGAUGGGGCUUCCCUGGUAGUGCAGUGGUUAAGAAUCCGCCUGCCAACACAGGGGACACGGGUUUGAGCCCUGGUCCGGGAAGAUCCCACAUGCCGUGGAGCAACUAAGCCUGUGUGCCACAACUACUGAGCCUGCGUGCUGCAACUACUGAAGCCCACGUGCCGCAACUACUGAAGCCCACGUGCCUAGAGCCCGCGCACCGCAACGAAGAGUAGCCCCCACUUGCUGCAACUAGGGAAAGCCCACGCGAAGCAACAAAGACCCAACACAGCCAAAAAUAAAUAAAUUAAAUAAAUUAAUUAAAAAAAAAAUCUGUCGAAAUAACUUCAACCCUGUUUUUGGUUCAUGGGGGGUGAGGGCCAGAGCCGAAGAAGAGACAUGGGCAGGAGAAAAAGUCAUUUUAAUUUUUAUUAAAUAUA